AUGCCGACCAUCCUUGCGGGGAGCAACAAGGACCUCCCUAACCACCCGCACACGCUGCUACAGCUCGCCAAGGCUAAGCAAGAAGGGCGGCAAGUGGACUACGACCGGUUGCGGCCGGUGUCGUACUCGGAGACGGCCGUGCUCCUGACGCGCUUCAGCAUCGACUCGCCCGACUCCCUGGAGAACAACCCGGAGUCGGGGAGGCCGGAGGUGCUCCGUUUCUGCCCCAGCAUGCCGAACAUCCUUGCGGGGAGCAACAAGGACCUCCCUAACCACCCGCACACGCUGCUCCAGCUCGCCAAGGCUAAGCAAGAGGGGCGGCAAGUGGACUACGACCGGUUGCGGCCGGUUGUCGUACUCGGAGACGGCCGUGCUCCUGACGCGCUUCAACAUCGACUCGCCCGACUCCCUGGAGAACAACCCGGAGUCGGGGAGGCCGGAGGUACGCCGCUUCUGCCCCAGCGUGCCUAUCAUCCUUGCAGGGAAGACGGAGAACCUGCCCAACAACCCCAACACGUGCUCGAGCUUGCCAUGGUCAACUGA
Dermacentor silvarum is the source of this 543-nucleotide messenger RNA. RefSeq lists its product as uncharacterized. The coding region runs from base 1 to 543 and encodes 180 amino acids. The transcript has a single exon. Gene Ontology annotation, biological process: small GTPase-mediated signal transduction. The record is from RefSeq and is a predicted model, not a curated record. Lineage: Eukaryota; Metazoa; Arthropoda; Arachnida; Ixodida; Ixodidae. Gene Ontology annotation, molecular function: GTPase activity; GTP binding.